Molecule: messenger RNA, 1703 nt
Organism: Leptopilina boulardi
Lineage: Eukaryota; Metazoa; Arthropoda; Insecta; Hymenoptera; Figitidae
Product: beta-1,4-glucuronyltransferase 1-like
Exons: 6
Coding region: 1-1551 (516 amino acids)
Source: RefSeq, a predicted model, not a curated record
AUGCGCAAACGAUGGUACAGAUUGUUCAUUUGGUUUGUUUUUAUUUUUUCCAUUUUCCUGUCAACUCGAUUGCUUCUUGGUAAAGGCCUCAGUCGAUCUAUUCCAAUUUUCUUCGAUGGUGAACAUUUAGAGAGAUCGGAAAAUGCGCAUCUGCAACAGGAACUACCGACUGGUAAAACCCGACGAACGAGAGUAAAACUCUCCACAAAGAUUCUCGGAGUAAAACUCCUAGUCAGGUGGGUAAGACCCACCCGGACUCCGUGUAGCACGAGAGUGACGGUCCUCGCCGAGAGCGCAGCUUAUAUAGCCGCUGGGUGGGCUGAGCGCACGCGAGUGAGCUUUGGCGAUGCGGCCCGCGCGGCGAAAUCGGGUGCGCCUCUUUACGCUGCUGGUUCCUAUAUGGCAGGAAAACAGAUGAAAAAUUUGAGUUUCUGCAAUUGGCAUUACAGUCUACCUCAUGAAUUUUUCUAUUCAUCGUCAGAAAUUAUUUUUAGUCCUGAGGCUGGUGAUAAAGGGCCUUAUAGAAUUCUUCCAUUAAUUAUUGCCUAUAAAUCAAAAAUAAUUGAACAACUUCCUCAAAUUACAUUAUGUACCCAUUCGACUGCCGAUCAAGUUUAUUCAAUUGUUGAACUUGCAAGACGAUGGGAAGGACCUUUAAGUUUUUCAAUAUUUGCACCUGGCCUCGAUGCCGGUUUAGCAGUGGCACUUUUGGAUCGAGCCUGCCAUUGCGAACCAACAAUGUUCAAGGUUUCAGUUCAUCUAAUAUUCCCAACUGGUCGUCCACCGGCUUUAGGCGACUUUAGUCAAUACAAUAAGGAUGAUUGUGCGGCUUCAGAUCUUCAAUGGAGGGAAGCUGAUACUGAAAGAAAACAAAGAAAAAUGACGUAUCCAAUAAAUGUUGCUAGAAAUAUUGCACGAUUAAAAUCAAAAACUGAACGUGUACUUGUCUCUGAUAUAGAAUUAUUGCCAAGUUUAAAUUUAGCAUCAGGAUUUGAGGAAAUGUUAAAAGAACGUAUAACAAAAAUUAAUGUUGUUUUUGUAUUACCUGUUUUUGAAAUUGAAGCAAAUCAAAUGCCGCCCGUAAAUAAAAAUCAAUUACUCGAUGCAAUUAAAGACGGUUCAGCUGUUUAUUUUCACAGAUAUGUGUGUCCGCACUGUCAAAGAUUUCCGGGACUUACACGUAAAUGGCUACUUCGACCCAAUUCUGGUAAAGUAAAGCCUCUUAUUGUGACAAGAGAAUUUCCUAAUCACAGAUGGGAGCCAGUUUUUAUUGGAACUAAAAAUGAUCCACUUUAUACGGAAGAUAUGACAUGGGAGGGUCGUCAAGAUAAAAUGGCUCAGAUUUUUGAAAUGUGCCUCAUGAAUUAUCGUCUUAUUAUUCUGGAUGGUGCUUUUUUGGUACAUACACCUGGAAUUAAACGUAAAAUAAUUUCAAAUAAUAAUAAAACACCAUUAAUUCGUGCUCAGGAGAGAAGAAAUGGGAGAAUUUAUCAAAAUGUUAUAAAACGUUUACUUAAACAAUUUCAUUCAAAUCGAAAAUGCAAACAAUAAUUACUGAAAAGAAGAAAUUAAGAAAAAAAAAUAGUGGAUAUAAUUAAUUGACAAUAUAUCGAAAAAUAAUGGUAAAAAAAACAAACUUUUAUAUAAUUGAAAAUAAAAUGCUUUUCGUAUUUUUUGCAUAGUCUAUUUCUAUAUAUAAAAUA